Molecule: messenger RNA, 1923 nt
Organism: Acomys russatus (golden spiny mouse)
Lineage: Eukaryota; Metazoa; Chordata; Mammalia; Rodentia; Muridae
Product: cytochrome P450 2U1
Exons: 5
Coding region: 1-1596 (531 amino acids)
Biological process (GO): xenobiotic metabolic process
Cellular component (GO): cytoplasm; intracellular membrane-bounded organelle
Molecular function (GO): iron ion binding; oxidoreductase activity, acting on paired donors, with incorporation or reduction of molecular oxygen, reduced flavin or flavoprotein as one donor, and incorporation of one atom of oxygen; heme binding
Source: RefSeq, a predicted model, not a curated record
AUGUCCUCGCCCGGGGACCCGAGUCCCGUGGCUGGGGAGCUGCCCGGAGCUGGGCCACAGGGGUCGGCGGCCGCAGGGGCGCUGCUGCUUUGUGGGCUGGCGGUACUGCUAGGCUGGGUCUGGCUGCGGUGGCAGCGCGCAUGCGGCAUCCCUCCGGGACCCGCGCCCCGGCCACUCGUGGGUAACUUCGGCCACUUGCUGGUGCCACGCUUCCUGCGGCUGCAGUACUGGCUGGGUUCGGGCAGCCAGAAGGAGUCCGUGGGCCAGCACGUGUUCCUGGCCAAGUUGGCCGGUGUCUACGGCAAAGUCUUCAGCUUUUUCAUCGGCCACCGCCUGGUGGUGGUCCUCAGCGACUUCCACAGCGUGCGCGAGGCGCUAGUGCAGCAGUCAGAAGUGUUCAGUGACCGCCCGCAGAUGCCGCUCAUAUCCAUCUUGACCAAGGAGAAGGGGAUUGUGUUUGCACACUAUGGUCCAAUAUGGAAACAGCAGAGGAAAUUCUCCCAUUCGACCCUUCGCCAUUUUGGCUUGGGAAAGCUUAGCCUGGAGCCCAAGAUUAUUGAGGAGCUCAAGUACGUAAAAGAAGAAAUGGAAAAGCACGGCGACGCCCCCUUCAACCCUUUCCCAAUCAUCAGCAAUGCCGUCUCUAACGUCAUCUGCUCCCUGUGCUUUGGCCAGCGCUUUGACUACACCAACAGGGAAUUUAAAAAGGUUCUGGAUUUCAUGUCUCGGGGGUUAGAAAUCUGCUUGCACAGUCAGCUCUUCCUCAUCAACAUAUGCCCCUGGUUUUACUACCUUCCCUUUGGACCAUUUAAGGAACUCAGGCAAAUUGAAAGGGACAUAACCUGUUUCCUUAAAAACAUCAUCAAAGAGCAUCAGGAGUCUCUGGAUGCCAGCAACCCCCAGGACUUCAUAGACAUGUACCUUCUGCACAUGGCAGAGGAGAGGAAGAGCGGCGGUGGCGGCAGCAGCUUCACCGAGGAUUACCUGUUCUACAUCAUCGGGGACCUCUUCAUCGCCGGCACCGACACCACGACCAACUCUCUGCUUUGGUGCCUGCUGUAUAUGUCACUGAACCCCAGCGUGCAAAAAAAGGUUCAUGAAGAAAUUGAAAAAGUCAUUGGUCAUGAUCGAGUACCUUCCCUCACAGACAAGGCCCAGAUGCCAUACACAGAAGCCACCAUCAUGGAGGUACAGAGGUUAUCCAUGGUGGUGCCGCUCGCCAUUCCUCACAUGACCUCAGAGGAAACAGUCCUCCAAGGAUACACCAUUCCUAAAGGCACAGUGGUCCUACCCAACUUGUGGUCAGUACACAGAGACCCAGCCAUUUGGGAGAAGCCAGAUGACUUCUGCCCUGAUCGAUUUCUGGAUGACCAAGGACAACUUUUGAAAAGAGAAACUUUUAUUCCUUUUGGGAUAGGGAAGCGGGUGUGCAUGGGAGAGCAGCUGGCAAAGAUGGAAUUAUUCCUGGUGUUCGUGAGCCUCAUGCAAAGUUUCACCUUUGCUUUACCCGAGGGUUCCGAGAAGCCCUCCAUGACUGGGAGAUUUGGUCUAACACUAGCCCCACACCCAUUUAAUGUAACUGUCUCAAAAAGAUGAAGAUGCUACUGAGAAGAGAGGAGGGGACAGCAGCCAAUAUGUGUCCUAGACAGCCUUCCCGCUGCUGUUGAGCCCGGGCCCAUCAACUCGGCACGUGAGAGAUUCCAGACGAGAGACGGAGAGGGCUCCUCAGCAGGACUCCUCGCAUGGCAGUGAUGCCCACGGCCCACAGGGAAGCAUGGAUGCUGCCUCCAUUGGGAGGCAGGCCUUUUCGUCUCAGCCUCCAUUGUCCCAUGGUAAAACGAGGAUAAUGGAAUUUCUGUCCACUUCUCAACUCUGAGGGGACCGAAUGCAUCAUGCAUCUCUGCUGUUAGUUAGCAAAUGCAA